This is a messenger RNA of Brassica oleracea var. oleracea, 527 nucleotides long. Its product is annotated as protein transport protein Sec61 subunit beta-like. The transcript has 2 exons. Gene Ontology annotation, biological process: intracellular protein transport. Gene Ontology annotation, cellular component: endoplasmic reticulum membrane; Sec61 translocon complex. Lineage: Eukaryota; Viridiplantae; Streptophyta; Magnoliopsida; Brassicales; Brassicaceae. Bases 148 to 399 code for a protein of 83 amino acids. The record is from RefSeq and is a predicted model, not a curated record.
CUAGUUUAUAGGCUGAUACUGCGUGGCGAGAAGAACCCGUCUUUAUAGAGUCCGGUCAACUCUAAAACUAAAGGUCCGAACAUCUCUUCGUCUCGUUAACGUUCUCGUCGAAAUCAGAAUCUCUAAAGCCAAAUCUGAGAGGGAAGGAUGGUGGGAAGUGGAGCACCACAGAGAGGAAGUGCAGCUGCAGCUGCUAGCAUGCGUAGGAGGAAGCCAAGCGGCAGCUCAAGUGGAGGAGGAGCCUCUGGUGGUGGUGCAGCAGGAUCCAUGCUUCAGUUCUACACGGAUGACGCACCCGGUCUCAAGAUCUCCCCUAAUGUCGUCCUUGUCAUGAGCAUCGGUUUCAUUGCUUUUGUCGCUGUCCUUCAUGUCAUGGGCAAGCUCUACUUCGUCAAGUGAUCAGAGAGAGAGAGAGGCUUGAAACACCAAGCUAGUUUAGACGCUUGUUUUUAACUCAUGUUUUAAUUUUGUGGAGUAUUAAGUUUCUUGACAUUCAAAGUUUCAAUAUUCUUCAUAUACGAAGUGAA